Messenger RNA from Anopheles bellator, 3097 nucleotides. Its product is annotated as PAX-interacting protein 1-like. The transcript is spliced from 3 exons. The record is from RefSeq and is a predicted model, not a curated record. Gene Ontology annotation, molecular function: structural constituent of chitin-based larval cuticle. Gene Ontology annotation, cellular component: chitin-based extracellular matrix. Bases 474 to 2360 code for a protein of 628 amino acids. Lineage: Eukaryota; Metazoa; Arthropoda; Insecta; Diptera; Culicidae.
AAGAACCAUUCCCCAGUGAACAGAGGGUCUCCACUUCACUGUUGUACCGUCGGCCGAAACCGCGCGAAACCGAAACCGCCCGGCCCAGCGUGCAUCACGGCGAACGCAAUUCAGCAUUGUGCUCGUUCGUGUGUGAUUGUGAGUGAGAGUGAGAAUUCGUAAUAGUGUACUAGAUAACGGACUACUGGCUACCUGAGUGCAACAGCGUGACGGCGUACGUGUGCGCGCGUGUGUUGCUGACGUCCGGUCCGGGGGUUCAACGCAAGGACAUACUCUCUCUAGGCGCUCGCAGUCCAUCAAACGCAAUCAAAUCCGUUCCAGUAGAGGUUCUACCCGUCCGACGGACGAAGUAGCGCGGCAAGGGAGGCAGGUACACACCUGUGCCUGGUCAGCUAUCAAAACAUUCGAACGCACCUAGACGUCGCGCAGGAGACAGGAGGUUUCACAGAAAGCAGUUCCAGUUCCCUUUCGGAAUGCGUUUUCAACGAACGCCGUUAGUGGUCGCGUGUGCCGCGUUGUUGGUGGCGACGUACGGUGCCGACGCGCAAACGCGCCGCCUCAGGGUCCGGCCGCGAGUCCUGCCGGCGGCUCCGACUAGCGCCGAGUACGGUGACAGCGCGGAAGCCGACGAUAGCCGCCCGCAGGCGCAGGGAGCCUACCCCCAGUACUACCGGGCGCAGGAGCGCAGCGGAGCAGGCGAGCCGGGCGGUAAUGGCGGCGGCGGCCGCGGCGGCGGCGACCAGCGGCUGGUGCUGGUGGCGGCCUCCGACGAAGAAGACUACGACGCGGGCGCGGGUGGCCGGGGGUACGGACAGCCGGUGCUGAGGGCACGCGCCGAUCAACCGUACCAGCGGCCGGCGGCCAAGGGAACCCUGUCGACGGCGGCGCCGCCAGUCGCCCGCCAGAAGACGGAGCACAGCAACGAGGGCCGGGCCCCGCCGGUGCAGACGAUCCGCAACUACAGCAAGGUCAACGACGACGGCUCGUUCACGUUCGGCUACGAGGCGGCCGACGGCUCGUUCAAGGAGGAAACCCGCGGCACGGACUGCGUGGUGCGGGGCAAGUACGGGUACAUCGACCCGGACGGCAACAAGCGCGAGUUCACGUACGUGUCCGGUAACCCCUGCGACCCCAACAACCCGGACGGCAGCGAGGAGGACGAGGCGGACCGGGCGGAGCAGUCGGACGAUGCGGGCGGCGAGAACGUGCCCCAAAACUACCCCGCCCGCCGCCCGGUGCCGCUACCGGCCGCCCGGCCUACCCAGCCGCCGGCGGCUGCGCGGCCGACCGUCGCCACGACCGUCUUCCAGAACGACUACCAGAGUGAGCGGACGCGGCUCAGCGGCGGUGGCGGCGGCUCGGACGAGGACUCGGCGCCACAGCAGGAGGUGCAGAUCGGGCAGCGGGGUGGGCGGCCAGUCGCCCGCCCGUUCGCCGGCGGUGCCGUGACGCAGUCCGUGACGCAGCGGCCACGCGUCCAGCUCGCCCCAACCACCCCCCACACGGUGGUCCCGGUCAACAUCACGCCCAAGCCGGUCUACCGGGCGUCCCCGCAGCCCACGUUCGCGCCCACCACCUACCGGCCGGCGCCGGUAGUCGCCACCGAGUUCGGCAGCGGCUCGACGACGCGCGGACCCUCCAACAUCGAUUUCGAGGCCGAGUUCAAGCGCUUCCAGCAGGACAACAAGCUACCGUCGGCGGCCUCCUCCACUACGUCACAGCCGCCGGCCUCGUCGUUGUCACCGUUCGGCAAGGGCGUCCCGUCCCAGGUGGCGGUGGCCAGCGGGAACCCGAUCUACCAGUCGCAGCUCAUCUUCGACCCGGCCUCCGGUCAGUACGACACCGCGCUCUACCAGCACCUGCCCCAGAGUGACGGCGACUUCCAGCUGAACCACCGCAUCCAGCCCUUCGUGAGUGGACCCCCGAAGCAGCAGCAGCACCCGCAACACCACCAUCAGCACCUCGUUUCGCUCGAGCAGCUCCAGCAGCAGUCGCCGCUGUACCGUACCGCUGCGCCGGCUCCGCUUCGGCCUCCGCCACCGGCGGUCCAGAUACCGCAGCAGCUGUACCAGAAGCAGCAGAACGAGCUCCAGUUCAUCAACAGCCAGCAGCUGUUCGCCCAGCAGCUCGAGCUCCAGCAGAGCCAGCUGCGGGCCGAUCGGCUCGAGGCGGCCAAAAAGGUGAACCCCGGGCCGCCGACACCCCAGCUACACCGCUUCCAGCCGCCGCAGCCGCUGCAGCAGCCGCAGCCGCAGCAGCAACAGCAGCAGUACUACUUCAUCCAGCCGCAGCCGGGCUCCCCGCACCAUCAGGGUGGGCAGAUAGAUGCGUUCCUGCGCGGUCACAACAUCGAGUACUAAGACUAUCCCAUCCCUAACCCAUCCCUUCCCCUCAUCUCCACCUGUCAGUCAGUAAUGUCCGCGGUGCCCGGCCUGCUGGCUGGAGCCCGGUCUCGCUCUCUACAUGAUCCCUUCGAAACUACUUUCCUUCCCUAGCUCCCCGAGCCUCGGACGCGGUAGGAAUGUAGUCUUAAUUUUUAAUUUGUUCGUCCCGCUCUGUGGAGCUCUUGACCAGGGGGUUUGGACCCUCGUAGUCCGUAGGCCGAGCCGGCUCCUUGGGCUGCGCGUUUUUGUUUUCUGUUUUUUAAAUCAUAUAUCCACUCAUAGUACUCGAUAAGAUGAGCGCAAGUUCUCGAGUUCCACCCCCGUCGGGGUUCGGGGCUUCAACCGCCUCAACGCGGUUGUCCUGGAGCCCGGUCUGACGAGAGUCCGGAGACGGGGAAAAAAGAUCAAACAAGGCCCAUUCCCAUCUGUAACUGUAACGGUGACCGUCAGAAAACAUGAAGCUGUGGAAGAAGUAAGGAUGCGGACGUGAAACGAGGAAGAUACACACGAAGAAGACGGUGCCGGCAGACGAAAGUGUGAAUAUGUAGAGUAGAUAGUAAAGUGAAGGAAAUCGUUUGAAACAAAAUAAAAACUAAGCAACUAAGCGAAAAACUACCGAAAGCACCCCGCCCCCGUGUUAGUCCGUUCGUCCGUGUCCUGUGUCCGACGGGGCGUGUCUCGCGAUGUGUGUGUUGUGUAACACACUACACGAG